CGGGCUACGAUAUCUGAACUGAUCUGACAGCACUUCUGCGUCGCUCGACACCUUGUUGUUCUGCAUUAGGGUCUCGAAUUUUGGAUUGUGUUGCUAACGAAGGCCACCAUGAAUUCCGCACUCUCAGCCUGGACUCUCCUCCUGAUGUUGAUGUGCUUUUCAGCAGCACCGCUUCCGACAGGCUGCGAGGAGACUAAGCAAGACUUCAAAAAAUACAAGUUUUUGUACUACUCCUUCGAGAAACUUGGAAGUCACGGCAUGCAGCUCAGCCAGUCGGGAAAGGUCUUGGCGCGUCAGGGGCACGACGUGUUCUUCCUGGUCGGCAGCGACGGGCCGCGGGCGCCCAAGACAAACGACAACGAUCUCUUUUCCUUCAUCUUCUUCCAGUCUAACUACACGACGGAGGGCCGGCGCGACGUGUUCCGGGAACUGUCUCACUACUCCCUCUCGGGAGAGCUGAGUUCUGCGGCGGGGAUAGCCCGCUUGAUCUUGCGAACCCUCCGGACCGGUAAACCGUUAGUGAUCUAUCUGCUUAUUGACGAGUGUGACGCCUUGUUGAGGGAUGAGAAGACUAUGGCGAGACUCCGUCGUGAGCAGUUUGACAUGAUGGUCGCGGAUGACUUCUCACUUUGCAACGCGAUCGUGGCAGAGGCACUGGACAUCCCUUUCGUGCAGUUAGCUAACUGGUGUGCCAUGCCGGACAAGUACGGGCCCUUGUUCCGGGUCCCAACCGAUCCGUCUUACAUUCCGGCCCAUCAACUCGGAUUCACCGACCGAAUGACGCUGUCGCAGCGGGUAAUUAACUACAUUUUCCACUGGACAAGUGAAUACAUAUUUUCCGAUUUCCCCACGCGGUACCAGCAGCUUAAAGUGAAGUACAACAUUAAACCAGAAGUUCACAUCACCGAGUCCCUCAUGAAAGCUCGGCUGUGGGUGUUCAACAUGAACUAUCCGUUAGAAUUUCCCCGACCGAUGCAGCCGAAUACGCUCAUGUAUGCCUCUCUAAUUGGCGGGAAGAGAGAGAACUACACGCUCCGGGAUGAUGUUGCCAAGUUCGUUGACGAAGCUCUGGCCGGAUUCGUCAUAUUUUCCCUCGGUUCCCAUGUCGAGGCGAUGGAGGUCGAACAGGCGCAAAUGUUUGCCGACGGCUUCGCUCUGCUGCCCCAGAAGGUCCUCUGGCAAUCCAACAUCAACUUCACCGGUCUCAACCUCGGCGAGAACACCAAAAUGGUCAACUGGAUCCCCCUCUUGCAGCUCUUGUCACACAAGAACGCCAAAGCGUUUGUGACUCAGUGUGGGAUCAACAGCGUGCAGGAAGCGUUAUGGGCCGGACUCCCGAUCGUCAGCAUACCGCUUCUACAUGACAUGUUUGACAACAACGACCGCGCCGUGGCCCGAGGUUUCGCCCUCUCUCUCGGCGACAUUACCAGCGUGACAUCGGACAGGUUACGGGACGCCGUCGUGGAGGUAGUUAAUAAUCCAAAGUACCGCAAGAACGCACAGCAUUACUCCGCGAUUCUUCGAGAUCUGGUGAGAAUGAACCCUCCAGCGGAGACCAUCGCGAACUGGAUCCUUCACGUGACCAAGUUCGGCGGGAACCACCUCCGCCCGGCCGUGUUUGACCUGAACUUCGUCCAGCGUAACCUCAUCGAUGUUUAUCUGAUCUUGCUGCUGGUUUUCGCUGUCAUUUGUGGCGCAAACGUGUUACUCUGGUACACGUGUUGCAGUCGGAGACGUGGGGGACGUCGCCCCAAAAGAGAUUAACCAUCCGCUUGGUGCUGUCUAAUCUUCUUCCCAUACCAAAAACUUCUAUUUGGAGAAAAUCUGUCACGUGACCAGUUCCGGUAGAGAAAAAUUCGUGUUCACCUAAAUGAAUUUUGUUAAUUGAAACAACGCUUUUCAACCAAUUUGUAAUUUUUAUUUUUUUUGUUAGAAUUUAAUGCCCACAACCACCCCCCCAAAAAAGAAAGGAUUUCCAGAUUCCCCUUUACUUCCGCUAUAAAAAACCGCUUGUACUCCAAAUGAUUUUUGAAGAAGCACUCAUUAAACGCAGUACCUUUUCUAGAAUAAGCUGUAUUAAGCUACUUGGCCUGUAAUCAGUAUGAACUAAAAAAAUAAAAUCUUUCGCUCAGUAACAGCAA
Acanthaster planci (crown-of-thorns starfish) is the source of this 2141-nucleotide messenger RNA. Its product is annotated as UDP-glucuronosyltransferase-like. Lineage: Eukaryota; Metazoa; Echinodermata; Asteroidea; Valvatida; Acanthasteridae. Gene Ontology annotation, molecular function: UDP-glycosyltransferase activity. The record is from RefSeq and is a predicted model, not a curated record.